AUGUCUUUCGCCAUCUUCCUUUUAUGCCUUGUUACCGUCCCUUUCUGUGUCCAUUCUCACCAAACUGAACCGCCUAAAGGCUUCACCUUAAGCUGCGGCGAUGCAGAUGACCGUAUGUUAGGUGUACAGAAAUUUGUCCCAGAUACAGAUUUCAUCUCUGUUGGUAAUGCAACGGCUCUCAAAACACCAGAUUUACUGUCAAUAUUAUCCACAUUGCGAUUCUUUCCGGAAAAGUCAGCUAGGAAAUAUUGUUAUACUUUUCCUGUGAUUAAAGGGAAGAAAUAUUUAGUAAAAACUAUAUACUAUUAUGGAGAGUUUGAUGGAGGGGAGAAGCCACCUGUUUUUGAUCAGAUUAUUGAUGGGACUAAAUGGUGCACUGUUAAUACCACUGAGGAUUAUGCCAAGGGACUAAGCUCCUACUAUGAGAUUUUUGUUGCAGCUGCAGGACACUGCCUUAGUGUUUGCUUUGCUAGGACUCAAAACACUAUUUCGCAUCCGUUUAUAUCAGCGAUUGAAGUGCAGCCCCUUGAUCAUUCUGUGUAUAAUGCCACUGACUUCACCAAGUAUGCACUUAGUACUGUUGAAAGGAGUAACUUUGGAGAUAAAACUGGAAACAUGAUUGGCUUUCCAGAUGAUAAAUUUGACCGACUGUGGCAUCCAUUUGAGGACAACAAUCAUAUUGUAGAUAGCCACCACAAUGUGAGCUCAGAAGAUUUUUGGAACAUGCCACCAUUGAAAGCAUUUACAUCAUCAAUUACAACAAGCCUGCCAAGAAAGUCACUUGAAAUCAUGUGGCCACCGGUGUCACUUCCCAGUAGCAAAUACUACAUUGCACUCUAUUUCCAGGACGACCGGAGCCCAGGCCCUCAUAGCUGGAGAGUGUUUGAUGUUGUUGUAAAUGGGGAGGCUUUCUACAAGGGCCUUACCGUCACCACCAAAGGUGUGACUGUUUAUGGAUGCGAACAGUCAUUGUUUGGACAGACUAAUAUCACCUUGAUUCCCAAAGGUGAUGUUGGACCGGUAAUCAGUGCUGGUGAAAUCCUGCAGGUUCUGCCUCUAGGAGGAAUUACUCUUCCUGCAGAUGUGGUGGCAUUGGAAAAUUUGGCAAAAGCGUUUAACAAUACACCUUCUGAUUGGAGGGGAGAUCCAUGCUUGCCUUCCCAGAACUCAUGGACUGGGGUUGCAUGUUCUAAUGAUAACCCAGCUAGAGUUGUUAACCUGAAUCUUACAUGCAUGGAGCUGUCAGGGACUCUAUCCGAAAGCGUAGCCAAUUUAACUGCACUUCAGAAUCUUUGGCUUGGAGGGAACAAAAUCUACGGUUCAAUUCCAAAUAUGAGAUCACUGAAGAAGCUACAAACAUUGCAUUUGGAGAACAACCAGUUGACAGGAAAAAUCCCACGAUGGCUAAGCCAACUUGGGGAGCUUCGUGAGCUAUUCCUUCAAAACAACAAUCUUGAUGGACGAGUUCCUGACGCUUUAAAGAAAAAGAAUGGAUUAUACAUUCAGGUGUCUCCUGGAAAUCGUUUCGCAGAAUCAUAA
This is a messenger RNA of Pistacia vera, 1539 nucleotides long. RefSeq names its product putative leucine-rich repeat receptor-like serine/threonine-protein kinase At2g14440. The transcript is spliced from 9 exons. The record is from RefSeq and is a predicted model, not a curated record. Bases 1 to 1539 code for a protein of 512 amino acids. Gene Ontology annotation, molecular function: protein binding. Lineage: Eukaryota; Viridiplantae; Streptophyta; Magnoliopsida; Sapindales; Anacardiaceae.